Messenger RNA from Gymnogyps californianus (California condor), 696 nucleotides. RefSeq names its product olfactory receptor 14C36-like. Gene Ontology annotation, molecular function: olfactory receptor activity. Lineage: Eukaryota; Metazoa; Chordata; Aves; Accipitriformes; Cathartidae. Gene Ontology annotation, cellular component: membrane. The transcript is spliced from 4 exons. Gene Ontology annotation, biological process: G protein-coupled receptor signaling pathway. The annotation marks the transcript as partial. The record is from RefSeq and is a predicted model, not a curated record.
CUGCACUACGGGACCCUCCUGGGCAGCAGAGCUUGUGUCCACAUGGCAGCAGCUGCCUGGGGCAGCGGGUUUCUCCAUACUGUGCUGCACACUGCCAAUACUUUUUCACUACCUCUCUGCCAAGGCAAUGUCCUGGACCAGUUCUUCUGUGAAAUCCCCCCGAUCCUCAAGCUCGCCUGCUCACACUCCUACAUCAGGGAAGUUGGGCUUCUUGUGGUCAUUGCCUGUUUAUUCUUUGGGUGUUUUGUUUUCAUUGUGGUGUCUUAUGUGCAGAUCUUCAGGGCCGUGCUGAGGAUCCCCUCGAAGCAGGGACAGCACAAAGCGAUUUCCACGUGCCUCCCUCACCUGGCCGUGGUCUCCCUCUUUGGCAGCACCUCUUUUUCUGCCUACCUGAAGCCCCCUUCCAUCUCCUCCCCAUCCCUGGAUCUGGUGGUGGCUGUUCUGUACUCGGUGGUGCCUCCAAUAGUGAACCCCUUCAUCUACAGCAUGAGGAACAAAGAGAUCAAAGAUUCCCUGAGGAAAGUAUUUCAACACAUUACUAUUUCAGCAUCAUUAAGUGGGCUGAUGGCAGAUGCCAUCCUGGAGAGGAAUCGGGAGCUGCCAGGAGAAGUCAGGGGAUCUCCAGGGACAGUGCCCUACCUCUGUUCGCUGGAUGACCUCACUAACAAUGUACUUGAAGAAGAAACUGGACUUUAG